This is a messenger RNA of Sorex araneus (European shrew), 6683 nucleotides long. RefSeq names its product glutamate receptor interacting protein 1 (gene GRIP1). The coding region runs from base 268 to 3651 and encodes 1127 amino acids. NCBI's taxonomy places the organism in Eukaryota, Metazoa, Chordata, Mammalia, Eulipotyphla, Soricidae. Gene Ontology annotation, molecular function: nuclear glucocorticoid receptor binding. Gene Ontology annotation, biological process: neurotransmitter receptor transport, endosome to postsynaptic membrane. The transcript is spliced from 25 exons. The record is from RefSeq and is a predicted model, not a curated record.
UGCUAUCGGAGCAGCCUCACUUUCUAAAGCCAUUGUGCUGGUGCAGGGGGAGGAGGCUGUAGUGGACAGGGCUGGUUGUAGUAAAUGACACAGCUUUGCCAGAUGACAUGUAGCGGACCUCUGCAUCAGCCUAGAGGAAUUAAGCUUUGUCACUCCCCACUGGGACUACCUUUCUCCUGGUAUGUGCGCGAGGAAUUCACAUGCUGCUGCUGCAGCCGCCAGAGCAGAGCCCUGAGUACACUUUGCCACCGACAGCAGUGAGCGAGAAUGAUAGCUGUCUCUUUUAAAUGCCGUUGUCAAAUUCUGAGGCGCCUCACCAAAGAUGAGAGUCCCUACACUAAAUCCGCCAGCCAGACAAAGCCGCCUGAUGGAGCAUUGGCUGUGAGGAGACAGAGCAUCCCAGAGGAAUUCAAGGGCUGCACUGUCGUCGAGUUGAUGAAGAAGGAAGGCACGACACUUGGGCUCACAGUGUCAGGAGGAAUUGAUAAGGAUGGCAAACCCAGAGUCUCCAAUCUGCGGCAAGGAGGGAUCGCUGCGAGAAGUGAUCAGCUUGAUGUGGGGGACUAUAUCAAAGCCGUGAAUGGGAUCAACCUGGCCAAAUUUCGCCAUGAUGAGAUCAUCAGCUUGCUGAAGAAUGUCGGGGAAAGAGUGGUUCUUGAAGUUGAGUAUGAGCUGCCUCCUGUCUCUGUUCAAGGAUCAAGUGUUAUUUUCCGAACAGUGGAGGUCACAUUACAUAAAGAAGGCAAUACCUUUGGUUUUGUAAUACGAGGGGGAGCACAUGAUGAUAGAAAUAAAUCUCGGCCAGUUGUGAUAACAUGUGUUCGUCCUGGAGGACCCGCUGACAGAGAGGGCACUAUCAAACCUGGUGAUAGGCUGCUCAGUGUGGACGGGAUUCGGCUGCUGGGAACCACGCAUGCUGAAGCCAUGAGUAUUCUGAAACAGUGUGGACAGGAAGCAACGCUGCUGAUAGAAUAUGAUGUCUCAGUAAUGGAUUCUGUGGCAACAGCGUCCGGGCCCCUACUAGUUGAAGUUGCCAAAACUCCUGGUGCCAGCCUUGGGGUUGCCCUAACUACCUCGAUGUGCUGUAACAAGCAGGUCAUUGUCAUAGACAAAAUAAAAUCUGCAAGUAUUGCUGACAGAUGUGGUGCACUGCACGUAGGGGACCACAUCCUGUCCAUCGAUGGGACCAGCAUGGAGUACUGCACCCUGGCAGAAGCAACCCAGUUCCUGGCCAACACCACCGACCAGGUCAAGCUGGAGAUUCUUCCCCAUCAUCAGACCCGCCUGGCCUUGAAGGGACCUGAACAUGUGAAAAUUCAGAGGAGCGACAGGCAACUUACCUGGGAUUCCUGGGCCAGCAACCACUACAGCCUUCACACCUACCAUCACUAUAACACCUACCACCCUGACCAUUGCAGAGUGCCAGCACUGCCAUUCCCGAAAGCACCUCCUCCAAACAGCCCUCCAGCUUUGGUGUCUUCAUCCUUCUCUCCUACCUCCAUGAGUGCAUACAGCCUGAGUUCCCUGAACAUGGGAACUUUACCUCGAAGCCUCUACUCCACUAGUCCACGUGGAACUAUGAUGAGGAGGAGACUGAAAAAGAAAGACUUCAAAAGCUCACUGUCUUUAGCCUCCAGCACGGUGGGCCUCGCAGGGCAGGUGGUUCACACAGAAACCACAGAGGUGGUGCUGACGGCGGACCCCGUCACAGGAUUCGGGAUCCAGCUGCAAGGCAGUGUGUUUGCCACGGAGACGCUCUCUUCUCCACCUCUGAUUUCCUAUAUCGAAGCUGACAGCCCAGCAGAGAGAUGUGGAGUGCUACAGAUUGGAGACAGGGUAAUGGCCAUUAACGGAAUUCCAACUGAAGACAGCACCUUUGAGGAAGCCAAUCAGCUCCUCCGGGACUCGUCCAUCACGAGCAAGGUCACUCUAGAAAUCGAGUUUGAUGUUGCAGAGUCCGUCAUCCCAAGUAGUGGAACAUUUCAUGUAAAGCUCCCUAAGAAGCACAAUGUUGAACUCGGAAUAACCAUAAGUUCUCCCUCCAGCAGGAAACCAGGAGAUCCCCUUGUCAUUUCAGAUAUCAAGAAAGGCAGUGUGGCACACAGAACUGGAACCCUGGAACUUGGGGAUAAACUGCUUGCAAUAGAUAACAUCCGGCUGGACAACUGUUCCAUGGAAGAUGCAGUUCAGAUUCUCCAACAAUGUGAGGAUCUGGUGAAGCUCAAAAUCCGCAAGGAUGAAGAUAAUUCAGAUGAACAAGAAAGUUCUGGAGCAAUUAUUUACACCGUGGAGCUUAAGCGCUAUGGCGGCCCCCUAGGCAUCACAAUUUCAGGAACUGAAGAGCCGUUUGAUCCUAUAAUCAUUUCAAGUCUCACUAAAGGGGGAUUAGCUGAAAGAACGGGUGCGAUCCACAUAGGAGACCGAAUCCUUGCCAUCAACAGCAGCAGCUUGAAAGGGAAGCCUCUGAGUGAAGCCAUCCACUUGCUACAGAUGGCAGGAGAGACUGUCACCUUGAAAAUUAAGAAACAGACAGAUGCCCAGUCAGCAUCAAGUCCCAAGAAAUUUCCCAUCCCCAGCCACUUGAGUGACCUGGGAGAUGUGGAGGAGGACUCCUCCUCAUCCCAGAAGACGGGCAAGCUCACUGACAUGUACCCCUCCACCGUGCCCAGUGUGGACAGUGCUGUGGACUCGUGGGACGGCUCUGGAAUCGAUACAAACUAUGGGAAUCAAGGUGCUAGUUUCCAGGCUGCAGGCUACGCCUUCAACACCUACGAGUGGAGGAGUCCGAAACAGAGCAGCAGCUUGUCCCCGGUCACUAAACCUCGAAGCCAGACAUACCCGGAUGUGGGGCUGAGUAAUGAAGACUGGGCCCAGUCCACUGCCAGUGGUUUUGCAGGGGCUCCCGACGCUGCCGAUGCUGAACAAGAGGAGAACUUCUGGUCUCAAGCACUGGAGGAUUUAGAAACCUGUGGACAGUCAGGAAUUCUGAGAGAACUCGAGGAGAAAGCUGACAGGCGUGUGUCUUUGAGAAACAUGACUCUCUUGGCAACAAUUAUGUCGGGGAGCACGAUGAGUUUGAAUCACGAGGCCCCAACACCUCGCAGUCAGCUGGGGCGACAGGCCAGCUUUCAAGAACGGAGCAGCUCUCGGCCACACUACAGCCAAACAACUCGGAGUAACACCCUGCCCUCUGAUGUGGGCCGGAAGUCUGUGCCUCUGAGAAAAAUGAAGCAAGAAAUAAAGGAGAUCAUGUCCCCAACUCCCGUGGAGCUGCACAAGGUGACCUUGUACAAGAGCUCUGACAUGGAGGACUUUGGGUUCAGUGUCGCGGAUGGCUUGCUGGAGAAAGGAGUGUAUGUUAAGAAUAUUCGCCCGGCUGGUCCUGGAGAUCUUGGUGGCUUAAAGCCCUAUGAUAGGCUCUUACAGGUGAAUCACGUGCGGACGAGAGACCUAGACUGCUGCCUUGUGGUGCCCCUCAUAGCCGAAUCCGGCAACAAGCUAGACCUGGUGAUCAGCAGAAACCCACUCCCGCCCCAAAGGGCUAUAGAUCAGCCUCUCCCAGGAGAAUGGAGCGACCAGAACAAUGUAUUUUACCAACAGCCUAGCCAUGGUGGCAACUUGGAGAUACGAGAACCCACUAAUACAUUAUAGCAACGCUUUCUAUAAAGCAGGAACAAAAGACAAUAUCUACAUGGUGCUAAAAACAAAAACAAAAAAAAAAGAAAGAAAAAAGAAAAUCCCUUUAAGAUUUCUGUGACCGUUAAAGCACAGAUAAUCAUGUGGCAUUAACUGCAAGCACAGGGGUCUUUUCAGUCUCUCACGGCUCAUGUUCACGUCCCUUUUCAAGUUGAAAAGGUUGCUUUUCUGGUGACCACGGUGGUACAGGUAACUUCCUGUCUAACCCAAUGGUAGAGAAAAAGAACACUAGGUAAGCACCCUCCUUCCCCCUCACAAACAAUUAACAUCAGAGGAAAUUUUUUUACAACUUCAUCUUCCUAUCACUUUUUAAAAAGAGAAGUGUCUGUUUGAAAAUACUGAGGAUUUCCGUAAAUUCACUUUAAAAUCAGUUUCUUACAAAGAAGUCAGUCAUUCGUGUUAGACCAUAACCAAGAAAGCUUUCGUUUAAGCUGGCUCCACUAGGGGAUCUAGAGUUCGGGGAAGCGCUGGGACUGCUGCUAAGGGAGGGGAGAGGUAGAUUAAGCUACUUGACAUGUUCAGCAAUGAUGCACGUAGGAGACCAUAAUAGGUGGUGGUAAAUGUUCUGCCCACGUAUAGGAAUGAUUUUAGCUAAGAUGUAUGCUAUUCCCUAUGCAACAGAUGAUCAAACAGGAUAUGUCUUGUGACCUGUUUUGUUUUGUUUUUUUAAGGACACAUUUUUUAAUAGCUGAAAAUCUCUGAUAAUAAAUUAGAGUGGUUAGUAACACUGAGAAUUAGGUAUAUUAUCUUAUUUUUUAAAUUCACGGCUAAGACUUUAAAAGAGAAUGAAGAGUCUAUUAAAAUGAGGGUUUUUCUUUUUUGAUAGACAAAUCAAACUCAUACUGCUUGACAUGCUUUGAAAACUGGUUAUACUGAGGGGUGUACAGCAUAUAUACUUUAAAAAAUGACACUGGACUGUCUUUUGUUCUGAGCCAUGCCACUUACUGAAAUUGUAAAUACAUUUUUCACAAAAUGCAUUGCCAAUUAUUACCAUCCUUCAAAGCAAUAAACUGUGACAGUUGCUUUUAAUGUUCGUCAGCAACUGUUUUCAUUUGUUCAGAUAUUUUGAAUAGUUACACUAAUAACUGUUAUUUAGUGAAUAUCAAAAAAAUAGAUCUGUAUAUUGAUUGUAGAAUCUUCAUUCUGAAACAGUUAUUUUUCAAACAAUUUCCUUUGGUCAAUGAUUCAAACAACUGCUUAGAAAACAUCUGAACCCUGUGUCCUUCAUUUAAGGAAAAAGUUCACCUUUCUUUUUGUGAAAAGAAAUAUAUUAUUUCAAGCAUAUUUCAGAACUUCCAGGGCAAGAAAGUAUAAAGCAGAGUUAUGUUAAGAAAAAAAAGAUCAUGAGUCACUUAAAUAUGUAUUUUUAUUUGUAACAGACAAGUAUUAAACUGUAAAGUAUUUUUGUACAAAUUUAAUACUUUAAUAGCAUGGUAUUUAUCGUCUAUGUAUGGUUUUGGGGGAAUUAAAAAAUCGUUGCAAAUAUUUGUAUGGGCAAAAACCCUCUACCAAAUGGAAUAAACAGUGAUUUUAAAAAGCAAAAUUUGCAUUUUUGUGUGUGUGUUCUUUGGAUAUAAUUUAGUUUUCUGGACGCUAGCAUCUGAAACUCCUUAUGAGAUCACGUAACUAAAUGUGGGGGAGAUGAACUUGGCAACUAUGGAAGGUUUUUAAGGCACAUUUACCCAAAAAUAGAUUGAAAUCAAAUGAGUAAUAAAUCAGAAGUGUUUCUGGCAGUGCUUAUCCAUUUUAUAUUAUCGGGGCAAGAAUGGGGUCACAACAGGAAAAAAGUUUUAGAAGCCUUGUUCUGAACAGGUAAAAUAAAUUUUGGAACCUCUAUGCCAGGAUAAAACUUGAAAUGAUGCAGUGAAUGAUGUGAGCAAUACAGAAUCAGAGAGUGUACGAGUCUGUUUAUAUGAAAGGCCCCACUUGAAUACAUCCACAGUGAUAUAGUAGAUUAGUAGCUGCCUGGGGAUGAGGGUGCAGUUUCUUUUGUUGUUUAGAUUGACCACACACACACCCUGUGGUUCUCAGGACUUACUCCUGGCUCUGUGCUCAGGCAUCACUCCUGGAGGGCCUGGGAACCACAAGAAAUGUUGGGGAGUAACCCAGGUUGACCAAGUGCAAGGCAAGCUCCCUACCCAGCUGGAUUAUCUUCUUGGUCCCUGAGUUUCUUUGGGGAUAAUUUUCAAUUCUAAGGUGUGAAUGUACAACUCUGUAUUUUGUACACUUCAAACAGUUGAACUCUAUGUGAAUUGGGUCAAUUUGAAAAUUGGAUGAGUAUAAAUUUUUGAAAAUUUUUGAAAAACUGGGAUGAAUAUAAAUUUUUCUUUGUGUGUAUAUAUAUUAUUCUGAGUUAUAUAUAAUUAUAUAUGCUUAAACAUAUAUAUGUAUAAAUACAUAUACAAAUAUAGCUAUUAAAUCACCCAGAAUAAAAAUUUUUCCAAACAACACUGUCAAAUCAGUGUGCUCCCCAUGUGAACAAUUAACAUGAUAGAAACAUUAAUUCUACAGUGCCAAUCUUAUUGCAGUAUAUUAAGUAUGCAUAUCAGAUCAACACAGCAUAACUGAAUUUUACACAAUGUUUUAUGUUCAUGAUCUCUCAAAGACAGAACCGAAAAUCAAUGUUCUCACAGCUCAGAAAGAAUGUCCAGUAAAGUGUCCCAGUGGACGGAGCAAGCAGUGGCCUUGUGAGAAGACUCAGUGUCCUGUGACGCACGUCCAUGACAGUCAGCUACAGGUGAUCUCCACUAGGGUUUCAGUCCCCUGGCAAAGAUCACCCACAAUGACCAUAAAAGUCAACCAGGUUCAUAAAAAACUUUUUAAACUUUUUAAAAAAUAAAAAAAUACCUUUCCCUCUCAUUUAUAUCCAGUGUUCUCUGUUCUCAUGAGAAAUGAUGAAAUUGUUCUUUGGUCACAUGGACUUAAAAUCAGUACAAACAUCUUAAAAUAGAACUAGCUACAUACUUCCUUUUUAAUCUUGAGAGUCC